AUGUUGCAGGAGGAAUGUAUUGUCGACCAAUGCCCAGAGUGCGACGAGGGCCAUCUUGAUCUAUUCCAGAAUGCGUUCGCGGAGCUGGGAGAUAUUUCUGCGGGCAUUAUCUCAACCUCUUACACCUUCGUACCGUGCGGUAUCACCUCGCCACUCGUUCUCCACAACAAGAGUGGUACAUCCGCGUACUGGUUUAGCAUGCAGGUUGUCAAUGCCAACGAGCCAGUCGAGAAGUUGGAGGUCAGCACAGAUGGUGGUGCCACAUGGCAAGGCACAACUCGCGCCGAGUACAAUUUCUUCGAGAACUCAAGCGGCUUCGGUACCACAAGUGUGAACGUUCGUGUCACUAGCACUGGCGGCAAGGUUAUCACCGUUAACGAUGUGACCGUUGCAUCUGAUUCACAGGUCACGGCAGGCUCUAACUUUUAG
Molecule: messenger RNA, 429 nt
Organism: Phaeoacremonium minimum UCRPA7
Lineage: Eukaryota; Fungi; Ascomycota; Sordariomycetes; Togniniales; Togniniaceae
Product: putative extracellular cellulase protein
Exons: 2
Coding region: 1-429 (142 amino acids)
Source: RefSeq, a predicted model, not a curated record